UUGACUCUUUUGUGUAUGUUUGUGCCUCUUUUAGGUCAGCUCCUCUCUCUCAUGAGGGUCUUUUUCCUAUAUAUUGAGACCAAGCUAGCUAUCUUGGCCUUACAUGCUUGUUCUAUCUUUAGAAAAGAUAAAGCAAUUUCAAGAGAAGAGAAGAAUUAAAGCAAGGGUAGUGUUCUUACUCGAGAGAAAGAAAUCUUGGAGGCAGGCUUGUGAGAAAGGAAGAAACAAAGUGAUCAUGGGCAGACCACCUUGCUGUGAUAAGAUAGGAGUGAUGAAAGGACCAUGGACUCCUGAAGAAGAUAUCAUUUUGGUAUCAUAUAUUCAAGAACAUGGUCCUGGAAAUUGGAGAGCCGUGCCUACUAAUACAGGUUUGCUUAGAUGCAGUAAGAGUUGCAGGCUGAGAUGGACUAAUUACCUCAGGCCAGGGAUCAAACGUGGUAAUUUUACCCAUAACGAGGAGAAGAUGAUAAUCCACCUCCAAGCCCUUCUAGGCAACAGAUGGGCUGCCAUAGCUUCAUACCUCCCUCAGAGAACAGAUAACGACAUUAAAAACUAUUGGAAUACACAUUUGAAGAAGUUGAAAAAGCUUCAAGCAGGGCAAGAAGGUCAGUUUAGGCAAAUUUCUAGAGGCCAAUGGGAGAGGAGGCUUCAAACUGAUAUCCACAUGGCUAGGCAAGCUCUAAGCGAGGCCUUGUCUCCUGAGAAACCAAACAGCUUAUUAACUGAGUUGAAACCGUCCUGUGGGUAUGAAAAACCAGCUCCAGCAUCACUCUAUGCAUCAAGCACUGAAAACAUAGCUAAGUUGCUCAAAGGUUGGAUGAGAAGCGGGCCUAACCAGUCCCUAACAAAUUCAACAACUACUCAGAAUUCCUUCAACAAUAUGGCUGUAGCUGAUUCAUUUUCUAGUGAAGAGACUCUAAAUAGAGCAGACGAAAAUGACACUGAAUUAUCAGAGGCAUUUGAAUCACUCUUUGGUUUUGACUCUUCAAAUAUAGAUUUCUCCCAGUCAACGUCACCUGAUACUGGCCUUCUCCAAGACGAAAGCAAACCAAAUUCCAGUGCUCAAGUGCCAUUGUCAGUGAUUGAGAGGUGGCUAUUUGAUGAAGGAGCUAUGCAAGGGAAAGAGUACCUUAGUGAAGUCACACCAGAUGAAAAUAAUCUCUUCUAGACAGAGUGCUCUUCAUUGUUGUUGGUUCUUUUGGGACUCUUCUGUUUAGAUUAAUAUGCUAGUAAAUGUUUCUGGAAGGGAUUCCUUGUUUAUGUACUUGGGGAAUCUUUGGCUUUUGAUUUUGCUCUAGGCCUUUAAGAAAUACAAUUUCACAGUGGCCAUAGGAUCAGUGAGA
Populus trichocarpa (black cottonwood) is the source of this 1343-nucleotide messenger RNA. Its product is annotated as myb-related protein 306. NCBI's taxonomy places the organism in Eukaryota, Viridiplantae, Streptophyta, Magnoliopsida, Malpighiales, Salicaceae. The record is from RefSeq and is a predicted model, not a curated record. Bases 104 to 1168 code for a protein of 354 amino acids. The transcript has 3 exons. Gene Ontology annotation, biological process: response to auxin.